UUGAAUAUUAUUCGAAACAAACGAAAAUUAGUCAUACAAAUAAAUGGAUACUCUUUUUUUUAAAAUCAAUUUCAUUCCUUAAAUUGCUUGACUCAUGAGAAACACACUAACAAUUAAUUGGUGUGGUUUAUUCAAAGAAGUGUAUAUAAUUUUUUUAUAUUUAUUUUCGCCUAAUAAAUUUACAAUGAAAUUAUUCAAGAAUCGCCUCAUUGAAUGUGUGAUAUGCACAAAGGUUAUUUUCUCCAAGAAAUCUCGACUUCUUUGUUUUUUCAUCGAAUGUUUUAUUAUUAAUAUUUAAUCGAUUUGGCUACAAAAUUCAAUAUUAAAAAAAAAAACAAAUCGGAGAAAUGUAUGUUUUGCACAUAAAUAAAAUCGAAAAAUUGCAUGCAGGUGAUGAGAAAUGUGUUUGUCUGAUACAGUUUUCAUACACCGAAAUUCCCACUUUAUUUGAUCGAUAAAGACAUCACACCUACCUUUCUCUAUCUCUUUUAACAUAUAUAUAAUUACAUCAAAUAAAGACUCAUUUCAACGAGUAUUAGCCGGAAGAUUUUCUUUUUAAUUUGUUCAAUAAAUCGAUGAAAAAAAAAACUGGAACAAAAAAUUGAAAUUCUAGUAGAUCAACAAUUGUAGGUUGGACUGAAAUAAAUUAUUGAAUCGUUAUUAUAUACGCAUUUGAAUUGGCGUGAAUGUGAUAAUCCUCCACCGCAAUAGACAUUGUGUGUGUGUGUGUGUGUAUGUGGUUGUACUUGGGGAUGUGUAACUAUAUAUAUAUGUUUGUAAUUGUGUAUUUUCGUUAAUGUGCUAUGUCAACACAUCUAUUGAAUGUUUGUUUGGCUGUGUCCUGGUGUGUUUCUAACUAGGCCGUUAUUAAAAACGCACAAACGGAGGGUUUCUAAACAAAAUAUAAUAUACAAUACAUCGACUGAGUGUUAGUAGCAGACUAGCAAUGUGAUCAUCUCUGCAUUCGCUUCAAACUUACCGAAUUAAGCGAACGGCUUCAAAUUCAAAAUUAAACAAAAAAAAAACAACCGAAUCAUAACGUUGUAUCGGACUUCAUUCGAUAUUUACUUGUCUCAUAUUCAUUUUAACUUGAUUGCUUGUCGUUGACCAUUUCUGGAAAGACAGAAGAAGAAAAAAACGAAACAGUUUGCCAAAAAAAUAUGUGAUUUUACGCCAACGUAAAAAAAUAGAGAGAAUAGGCUUUCAAUGAUUUGUUUUUUUUUUUUGUUAAAAUUCUGUUCGAAAUUGUGUUUAAAUUAAGAAGAGUCAACCAAAGAAGUUGAAAACGAAAUAGUAGAUACAUUUUAGUUUGUAUUUAUGCAGCAUACUGUUUAGAGUUUAUUAAUUCAAAGCUUUUAUUUUCUGUCGUAAUUUUUGCGCUAGUUAAACUUUGAACGUUAUAUAAAAUAAAAAAGUACUCUGUGAAUCUCAAUAUAUAAAUUAGUUCAUUCCGUCAAGUGUUACAAUUAUUAAAAAUAAAAUCAAAAUGUUUUUGCUCAUUUUAAUGUUGAUUUUACUGGUUGGGCUACUUGCAAAGUUGGGCCUGCGAUAUAGAGAAGAUAAGCGAGUCAAGUUGGCUCGUGAAGAGAUGCCUGGUAAAGUGGUAGUGUUAACCGGUGCUAAUACACCAUUGGGCGAAGCAUUGGCCAUUUCAUUUUAUGCUGCAGGCGCCAAGUUGGUAUUGGUUGGACCGGAUCAGACGGAUCUCGAGCGUACGAGAACGCAUUUGUUUUCAUUGCGGCCAAAAAAUGUGCCCGUUUAUCAACCUGAAGUGGUCGCAAUGGAUGCAUCGAGCCCAACGGAAUUUUCAGCACAGGAAGUGGUCGCAGAAAUCAUGGAAACAUGCGGUCAAGUAGACAUUCUAAUAAACAAUUCAAUGACUGAGGUGCGUUCCGAUAUACUGUCGACCAACAUUGAAGAGGAUAUUCGCGUGAUGAAUGUUAAUUAUUUUGGCGUGAUUGCAUUCGUUAAGUCAAUGUUGCCAAGUAUGGUCGCAAGAAAAUCGGGAAAAGUUGUUUUUGUGAAUAAUGUAGCAGGUAAAAUAGCAAUACCAUUUCGUUCAUCAUUUGCUGCUGCUGAACAUGCCCUUCAAGCAUUCGCCGACACUCUACGCGCUGAAAUGGCUCUGUACAAAGUUGACGUACUCGUUUCUAAUCCCGAAUACUAUGCAACUGAAGCAGUUGAAAAGAAGAGCGCAAAAAAAGUAGCAGAAAAAAAAGAUGGUGAAAAAGCAGCACCAGUGGAUCCAACACAACAAUUAGCCGAUGACAUUCUAUUGGAGGUGUUGAAGGAUAGCGACGAGCAUAUGUACUUUUCGUUUAGAUUUUCUCACUGGUUGAGUGUGUUAGUGCCCGGCUUUUACUACUUUAUGCUGGCAGCACGUACCAAGAAAUUAUAUAAGUCAGAACCAAAUCUACGACGAUUUUAAAACAACAACAAAACUACAUUUCACACACGUUUCGUACCAAUAUGUUUUGCAAAAUUCAUGAAAACAUUCAUGUGUUUUUGAAUACAAUCAAUUCUUUAUUCGUAUGCACAUUAAUAAUUAUUUUAUAAAUUUAAAAACUCUCAUGAGUUGGCAUUGUUCAAAAAGAGCUUCAAGGUUUUUAAUUUGAAAUAGAAAAAAAUGUUGGAAAACUA
Molecule: messenger RNA, 2640 nt
Organism: Contarinia nasturtii (swede midge)
Lineage: Eukaryota; Metazoa; Arthropoda; Insecta; Diptera; Cecidomyiidae
Product: dehydrogenase/reductase SDR family protein 7-like
Exons: 5
Coding region: 1487-2428 (313 amino acids)
Cellular component (GO): membrane
Source: RefSeq, a predicted model, not a curated record